CAGUCGCUUUUACGCACAGAUUGGACAGUCCGUUUUCUGCGCACGGAUAACAAGACAAGAGAGCUUGUUCAGGACAGAAACAAGCGCGACAGAGGGAAAAUCAGGAACAGAGGAGAAGAGGAAAAAGUGACCGGAAAACAAGGAAAAAGACGCACAAGUGUUUUCCCAACUGGAGAAAGACAGAAGAAAGUGUGUGAGAGUGUGUGAAAAGGAGAGAGUGUGUGCGUCUUCACCACUCUCCACUUCUUCCAUCAACACCAUCUCUAUGUCGCUACCCGGCUCUCCUCCGCUCCUCUCGCCGGGCUCGGGCGCCCCGACACCCACCGCGCUCUAUCGCUCGGUCCCGGACGCGCUCCACACUUCCGUCGCUUCCACCGGCACCUCCAGCCCAGUGCACACCAACUCCAACUCCCACUCCCACUCUCACUCCUUGUCUCAGUCUCCGCGGCUCACCAGUAGCAUGCUCAGCGCUUUCCUGCCCGGACCAGGGAGCGCGCUGGCUGGCUUGGGCAACGGUGGCACCGCCCCGCUUGUGUCCGGAGGCGGUGCUGCGCUGGGUCCUCUCAGCGGGCUCGGAUCUCUCAGCACGGCUGGCCUGACACCCGGAUCCCCUGGUUUGGCGCAGACUUCAUCCAGCCCGGGUCUGUGCAGCGAGUGCAAACUGGUGGAGGUGCAUGGCGUGAAGGUGGCCAGCUUCAGCGUGGACGGCCAGGAGCUGAUCUGCCUCCCGCAGGUGUUCGACCUCUUCCUGAAGCACCUGGUGGGUGGUUUGCACACCGUCUACACCAAGUUGAAGAGGCUGGACAUCACGCCGGUGGUGUGCACCGUGGAGCAGGUGCGCGUCCUGCGGGGGCUCGGCGCCAUCCAGCCAGGCGUGAACCGCUGCAAGUUGAUCUCCAGGAAGGACUUCGAGACGCUGUACCAGGACUGCACCAGCGCCAGCUCUCGUCCAGGCCGCCCUCCAAAGCGUUGUUCUGGUGCAGGGAUCCAGGAAAGCCCCAGGCUGCUGCACCCGGGCCUCCCUGGCCUGCUGUCGCCCAACCUGCUGUCCCAUACUGGCCUAACGGCAGCAGCCAUGGCCGAGCUCCAGAAGCUGCAGAAGAUGAAGAUGAUGAUGAGUCUCCAGAACGGCAACGAGUCUGACAACGACGACCUACACUCCAAUACAGGAGGGAGCGAGUGUUCCUGGGAUAAGGAGCGUCUGACCAGCCCUCCUUCUGCAGCUCACAGUGGUGGACCAGGAGGUGGAGGGGCACCAGCAGUGGGGGGAGGAGCUGGAGGUGCAGCAGGAGGAGGAGCAUGUGGGAGGGGGCCAACCAUAGGAACUGUCAAUCAACAGCAACUCCAGCAGCAGCAGCAGCAGCUACUGGCUAACAGGUUGGACCUGCCGUUCAUGAUGAUGCCCCACCCUCUGCUGCCCAUGGGUUUGCCUCCCGCCUCUGUAGCCAUGGCGAUGUCACAGAUGAAUCAUCUCAGUACCAUCGCCAACAUGGCAGCUGCAGCCCAGCAGAUACACACUCAUGUACAACGCGCACCUGUCAUUAAGGAGAGAGUGUGUGACAGUCCCUCUCUUUCUCCGUCUGUUGAUGAGACCAACACUCCUCUGCAGUCACAGCCCAGCAGCUCAGCCUCCAGCUCGCCUGAAAGACUGGGACUGGUGUCAGCUGAUGCCGACGUUGCGCUGACCAACCCUGUGGUACCCAUCAAGAAAAUAACAAAGGACAAAGAAGAGUCUUCGCUGGGACAAGCCCUGCCCCCCGGCUUUCCUGCUCCAUUCCUAUUCGCUGACGGCCUGUCUUCUGUGGAGACCCUGCUCACCAACAUACAGGGGCUGUUGAAGGUAGCGGUGGAGAACGCCCGGGCCCAGGACAAACAGAUCCAGGCAGAGAAGAGAGAGCUGAAGAUGGAGCUCUACAGGGAAAGGGAGAUGAGGGAGAGUCUGGAACGACAGCUCACCUCUGAACUUCAAAGCAGAGCCUCCAUCCAGAAGCGUCUGAAGAAGGAGAAGAAGGCCAAGCGGAAGCUGCAGGAGGCGCUGGAGUUUGAGUCAAAGAGGAGGGAGCGAGUGGAGGAUGCUCUUAAACAUUCAGCUUCACCCUCCCCGGAGCCGCUGCACACCGCCAACACCACCACCAAGAACGACGCUGCUAUAGCCGAGGAUAAACCUGAACUUAAUGGAAACCAGCAAGACAGCGGCGCUGUACAAGAAUCCCGGGCAUUUCUGAAGACCCCCAUGAUGUUUUAGAGGGAGGGACUCUGCACCCAGAAAACCCGCCCCCUCCCUCUCCUGCACAGAAGAAUUCCACCAGCCCGCAACGACUUCCCCAGGCGGGAUUCCAUCUUUGGUACUUUGUGAUCCGUUUGACGUUGCUAUGAAACGACUAGACUACUAAGGGACACACCCCUUAUUUGGACAUAAUUGGGGUUGUGUCUCUACCUUUCCUUCUCUUAGACAAACUUCAAUCGAUUCAUUUCUUGUCCCCUUUCUGCACAGGGACUAUUCUCAUCCCUCGUUUGCUUCUAAAACUGAAAAAUAAAACCCUUUCCCAAGAAAAGGCAAGGAAAAAAGUUACCACACAGUAAACUGACCAGAGUAUAAAACACUGAAUAUUUAGAAGGACCUCAUCACGAAUCUCGGUUGCACAUCAUUUGGGAAAAUUAAGACGACAGAUCAAUCUAAUGGGACAAUAGACUUCUUAAAUGGUCAAAUAACAUGAUGUGAUUCACCAAACCAAACGACUGGCGCUGACAAGGCAAGAAUGGUUCAAUGAAAAGACUAGACAUUCUUAUUUACGUUUGCUAAUCAAAAUAAAUAAAAGGCUUCAACCUCCCCUCUGGAUUUGACAUAACCUAAGUCAACCAAACUGGCUGGCUGUCGAUACCCUGUCAUUGGAUGGUAAUCAGCUAAUCGGAGAGGCUCAGGACUGAAAGAUGAAGAGGGGUUUUGAAAAAGUUUUAAAGAAUAUUAAGAAAAAAAACAGAAGAAAACAACUUUGGAGGCUAUUUCUGUCUCAUGUUUCAUUGAUUUUUGUUUUCUGUACAGGGACUAAAAAGAACGCAUGGGAAAACAUUUCUUAAGUUUUCAUUUGGUUUAAUUUGAUCUUUAAUUCACUCCUUACCCUAACUUUCUCUCUUUUUUGCUUCUUUCCUCAACCUUUUCUUUUUCUUCUAUAGAUCAGCUCCUAUUCCUCUUAUAUCUUCAAAUUUUUCUCGUUUUUUCCACACCUUUAUUCCUUCACUUUCUCCCUCUCUUUCAUUGAGGCAUUUUCUGAAAAUGUUGGAUGCAGCUUUUUCAGUGUAUGAAGUAUUUUCUAUCACCCUUAACUUGUGAAAUCUGUUUCUCAAACAGUGCGCAAGUUCAAAAAACAAACUUUUUAUUACAACAGAGUAAUUUUUAGAAAAUAUUAUAUCCUAAAGGUACAUUGCAUUCUCUUCCUCGACUUUGGGCCUUUUCACCUUUUGACCCCUGUUCCUAUGACCAGAAAGUAGUAGUCAAGUUUCUGGUGUUUGUCAAAUUAAAUUAAAAUUAAAUUUCACUCCUUUUUGAAUUUAGCCCUGAACAUCACCGCUGAAGUGACAAAAUGUACUGCAGGUGAGGAAAACAAGCGCUCCUCAUCUAUGACAAACACCAGAAACAUUUUAAUUCCAGAUUUUCUGACGUACUAAGAGUGCAGACUGUUGUGUUCAAGUUCUGUUUAUUCCACUGUGUGUAUUAUUUGUUGAUUACUUUUUGAAAUGUGUAUGGGAGGAUUUAGGGAGGGUGGGGCCAGGGUGGGUGGAUGUUUGGAUUUUAAAGGGAUAUUCCAUGUAGAUAGUCAACAUUCAGCAUUUUUUGUUUGUUUUUUUCUUCUGAUGAUCUCUCAAGUCUGUCACUGUUCUCUGGGUUUGAGCUGACUGCAAAUAUACAGUAUUAUAAUGACUGCUCUGGUGGUGUUUUACACACA
This is a messenger RNA of Monopterus albus (swamp eel), 3944 nucleotides long. It is a transcript of the gene dachb, whose product is annotated as dachshund b. Gene Ontology annotation, molecular function: DNA-binding transcription factor activity, RNA polymerase II-specific; RNA polymerase II cis-regulatory region sequence-specific DNA binding. The record is from RefSeq and is a predicted model, not a curated record. Gene Ontology annotation, biological process: regulation of transcription by RNA polymerase II. Lineage: Eukaryota; Metazoa; Chordata; Actinopteri; Synbranchiformes; Synbranchidae. Gene Ontology annotation, cellular component: nucleus; transcription regulator complex. The transcript is spliced from 12 exons. Bases 266 to 2245 code for a protein of 659 amino acids.